Schistocerca cancellata (South American locust) is the source of this 1140-nucleotide messenger RNA. RefSeq lists its product as uncharacterized. The transcript is spliced from 6 exons. The coding region runs from base 1 to 1140 and encodes 379 amino acids. NCBI's taxonomy places the organism in Eukaryota, Metazoa, Arthropoda, Insecta, Orthoptera, Acrididae. The record is from RefSeq and is a predicted model, not a curated record.
AUGGGAAGUGAGCCAAUAAUGAUAUUUGGCUCCCUCAAUAAACAAAAGAUUAUUAUUUUGGGUGAAGCUGGAACACAUGCUUCUGUCCCUUUGGAAAUGUUCAGAGUUGUUUCACUGUACAUUACUGUUGUGCAUAUCACACUACCAAAGCCAACUGACUAUUUGACCUAUCAGAUGUCCACUUGUAUGUCACUUACACUGUUUCCACAUUUGUUUGAUUCUGAUGUAUUAAGUUGUUAUAAAAAUUUUACUGAGGCAAUAAAAACGAAUGGAAAAACUGGUGAGGCAAUACUGACCUUACGACUUAUCUUGGAAGAAAGAUUAAGAAAAGGCAAACCUACAUUUCUAGCAUUUGUAGACUUAGAGAAAGCUUUUGACAUUGUUGACUGGAAUACUCUCUUUCAAAUUCUGAAGGUGCCAGGGGUAAAAUACAGGGAGCGAAAGGCUAUUUACAAUUUGUACAGAAACCAGAUGGCAGUUAUAAGAGUCGAGGGGCAUGAAAGAGAAGCAGUGGUUGGGAAAGGAGUGAGACAGGGUAUUAAAAUUCAUGGAGAAGAAAUAAAAACUUUGAGGUUCGCCGAUGACAUUGUAAUUCUGUCAGAGACAGCAAAGGACUUGGAAGAGCAGUUGAACGGAAUGGACAGUGUCUUGAAAGGAGGAUAUAAGAUGAACAUCAACAAAAGCAAAACGAGGAUAAUGGAAUGUAGUCAAAUUAAGUCGGGUGAUGCUGAGGGAAUUAGAUUAGGAAAUGAGACACUUAAAGUAGUAAAGGAGUUUUGCUAUUUAGGGAGUAAAAUAACCGAUGAUGGUCGAAGUAGAGAGGAUAUAAAAUGUAGACUGGCAAUGGCAAGGAAAGCGUUUCUCAAGAAGAGAAAUUUGUUAACAUCGAAUAUAGAUUUAGGUGUCAGGAAGUCGUUUCUGAAAGUAUUUGUAUGGAGUGUAGCCAUGUAUGGAAGUGAGACAUGGACGAUAACUAGUUUGGACAAGAAGAGAAUAGAAGCUUUCGAAAUGUGGUGCUACAGAAGAAUGCUGAAGAUAAGGUGGGUAGAUCACGUAACUAAUGAGGAGCUGACUUUUUCAGAUGAUCUGUGUAACAAGUUUGCACUUAUGCACCUGAAGUAUGGCAAGUGGUCUCAUUAG